Messenger RNA from Cladophialophora carrionii CBS 160.54, 339 nucleotides. RefSeq lists its product as uncharacterized. The transcript has a single exon. The record is from RefSeq and is a predicted model, not a curated record. Gene Ontology annotation, molecular function: carbon-sulfur lyase activity. The coding region runs from base 1 to 339 and encodes 112 amino acids. NCBI's taxonomy places the organism in Eukaryota, Fungi, Ascomycota, Eurotiomycetes, Chaetothyriales, Herpotrichiellaceae.
AUGACGUUGCCGACGCUGACAAGGCAGAAUGCUAAUAUUUGCAUAUACCCACGAACGUCUCAAGUGACGGUCACAGGCUCCGAAAACAUCACGGAAUAUCGCUUCGAGCGGAAGUUCACGGGCCAUCGAUUUUGCAAGAUAUGUGGCGUCCAGAUGUACAUGAAACUCCACGGUCCGCCGAAGGAACUUCUGGAUACGUGGUCGCCGGAGAGACAGCGAAUGGUCCAGGACAAGGUCGACAUUGUCCCCGUCCGGUGUCGAGGCUUUGACGGGAUCGAGUGGUCUGAAGAUCAGGUUGAGAGGAGUAAUGUGGGUACGGACGGUUAUGACCCUCGCUGA